AUGGCUCCAUUACCACGGGAUCGAGUUCAGUGCAGUAGGCCGUUUGCUAUAAGUGGCGUAGAUUUUGCGGGACCACUCAUCAUUAGAAGUGGAGUACGCCGAGUAAGUGGCAGGAAAGCAUGGAUCGCAGUGUACGUUUGUUUCUCUACAAGAGCUGUCCACUUAGAGCCUGUGGAAGAUCUCACGAGUAGUGCAUUUAUUGCUAGCCUGCGACGGUUCAUGGCACGUCGAGGCAAGUGCACUAAAAUCUACAGCGACAACGGCACGAAUUUUGUGGGAGCACAAAAAGAGCUAAGUCCUUUUUUAGCUGGUAUCGACGACAAGAUGGCAAAAGAGGGAGUAGAGUGGCAUUUCAACCCACCAUCCGCCCCUCAUUUCGGUGGUUUGUGGGAGAGCGCAGUAAAGACGACAAAGUUCCACUUAACACGCGUGAUAAAGGAUGCUCGUCUAACUUUAGGAGAGUUAACCACGUUGUUGUGCCAGGUGGAAGCGUGCGUUAACUCGCGGCCUAUGACACCGCUUAACAGUGACCCUUCAGAAGCGGAAGCAAUCACCCCAGCUCAUUUCUUAAUUGGUGGCCCAAUGAUGAUACCACCAGAAGCGAACAUAUCCGAAGAGGACGUUCAACAUCUACGUCGUUGGCGCUUUGUGCAAGGCUUAAUGCAAGGCUUCUGGAGGCGAUGGCAUGCCGAAUAUCUACCACAACUUCAGGUGCGAGGCAAGUGGGCUUACCAGAAAAAGGACCUAGUAGUUGGAGACGUGGUUAUUAUAAAAGAGGACUGUACUCCACCAACAAAGUGGAAGCUAGGACGAGUAGUGCAACUACACCCAGGGAAAGAUGGCACAGUUCGAGUAGUCACAUUAAAAACUGCCAAUAAUAAUGAGCUCCGUCGGCCCGCCGUAAAACUCUGUCGACUGCCAAUCGAGUCAGAAGACAACCAAAAUGAAUAG
Messenger RNA from Adelges cooleyi (spruce gall adelgid), 951 nucleotides. RefSeq lists its product as uncharacterized. Gene Ontology annotation, molecular function: nucleic acid binding. The record is from RefSeq and is a predicted model, not a curated record. The transcript has a single exon. The coding region runs from base 1 to 951 and encodes 316 amino acids. NCBI's taxonomy places the organism in Eukaryota, Metazoa, Arthropoda, Insecta, Hemiptera, Adelgidae. Gene Ontology annotation, biological process: DNA integration.